GGCGGCGGCAACAUGGCCGCAGCCAUCAUCUCCGGCCUGAUCUCCAAGAACUUCUCCAAGUCUCAAAUCACCGUCUCCGAGCCCUGGGAAGUCAACCGCCAAAAGAUGGCCGAUCUCGGCGUGCAGACGACGACCAACAACCUCGAAGCCGCCACGGGCGCCAACAUUAUCAUUUUAGCGGUCAAGCCUCAGGUCGCGAAGGCCGUGUGUGAGGAAUUGGGCUCUUCCGAUUGGACGGGUGCUGAGAGACCGGUCUUGGUUUCGAUCGCGGCGGGGAUUACGAGGAAGUCUCUUGCGGAGUGGAGUACGGGCAAGGAUGGCAAGGCAUUGCCGAUCGUGCGGGUGAUGCCCAAUACGCCUGCGUUGUUGGGUGAGGGAGCGAGUGGACUGUACGCUGGAGAUGAAGUCAGCGAGACGCAGCGAAAGCAAGUCGAUGCUCUGCUGCAAAGCGUGUCACGAGCGACAGAGUGGGUGGAGAAGGAGGAACUGCUCGAUGUCGUGACCGGUCUAUCUGGCAGCGGACCGGCGUAUUUCUUCGCGUUUGUGGAGCAUUUGAUCGAGAGUGCCACGGCGUUGGGUUUGGGAAGGGAGCAGGCGACGAGAUUGGCGGCGCAGACUUGUUUGGGAGCGGGGAAGAUGUUGGUCGAGUCGAGUGAGACGCCGACGCAGUUGAGGAAGAAUGUUACGAGUCCGAAUGGGACGACGCAGGCGGCGUUGGAGACGUUGGAGAAGGAGGGGUUGAAGGAGAUUGUUGAUAAGGCGGUUAAGGCGGCGACGAGUAGGAGUGAGGAGUUGGGGAAGGCGUGAGGUGAGUUCGUCGUGAGGGGAGAGCUGGAUGUUUGAGGUUAUGAGGGCCUUGUAGAUGGUUUUCUGUGAGCAUCUGAACGAAGGUGGUCAGAUUAUGACUACUUCUCCAUAACAGAAAAUCGUCUAUAGCGCCUAUACAGAACU
This is a messenger RNA of Zymoseptoria tritici IPO323, 951 nucleotides long. RefSeq lists its product as uncharacterized. The transcript has a single exon. Gene Ontology annotation, biological process: L-proline biosynthetic process. Lineage: Eukaryota; Fungi; Ascomycota; Dothideomycetes; Mycosphaerellales; Mycosphaerellaceae. Bases 13 to 807 code for a protein of 264 amino acids. The record is from RefSeq and is a predicted model, not a curated record. Gene Ontology annotation, molecular function: pyrroline-5-carboxylate reductase activity.